AUGGCAGAUCUCAAGGCCAGGGCCGAGGCAGCAGUGCCCAAAUUCAAGCUCCUCAAGGUCCUCAACCAAGACCAAGCAGGCCGCCGCAUCGCCCUCCACGGCACAAUCGACGACGUCCCCGCCGUCAUGGUCGUCGAGCGCGCCACGAUACCCUCGUCGGAAGCCUACCUCGCGGCGCUGCCCUCGUCCCUCGCGCGUAUCCGGAAUCUCGGCGCAAACGACAUUUACGCGUGGAGCAUGGCCAGGACGGGAUCCGACAAUGGGCACGAAAACGGCGUCGACUUCUUUGCCGACUUGAAAAUCAACCUCAUCUACCCGUGCACGGAGGCGCACGUCAAAAAGUACAGCAAGCAGGGCGUGCGCUUCGUCACCGAGACGCCGGAGAUUUAUAGGAAUCACAUCCGGCCCUUUAUGCAGCUCAAGCGCGAGCAGGGCCGGCUCAACUGGGUCUACAACAUCAUCGAGGGCAGGACCGAGGUGGAAGACGUGAUAUUCAGGACUAAGCUUGGCGAGGCCGGCGACGAGGGCUUCCUGCUGCUGCCGGACCUCAACUGGGACCGCAAGACGCUCGAGGCGCUGCAUCUGCUGGCGCUGGUCGAGCGGCGGGACAUUUGGUCGCUGCGCGACCUCAAGAAGAAGCACAUUCCCUGGCUGCAGCACAUCAAGGCCAAGGUCGUCGGCGCCACCACCGAGACGUACCCGACCAUUGAGGAAAACCAGCUCAAGCUCUAUGUUCACUAUCAACCGACCUACUACCACUUCCACAUACACAUUGUCCAUGUUGCGCUCGAGGCCGGCGCCACGCAGGCCGUGGGCAAGGCCGUCGGCCUCGACAGCAUCAUUGAGACGUUGAAGGUCAUGGGCGGAGAUGACGAGGCGGGCAUGGAUGCGCUGUCGAUGAGCUACACGUUGGGCGAGGCGAGCGAGUUGUGGACGGACGUUUACGAGCCGCUGCUUAAGACGAGCCCUGGUACAGCUUCUGAAUAG
Messenger RNA from Trichoderma reesei QM6a, 987 nucleotides. RefSeq lists its product as uncharacterized. The record is from RefSeq and is a predicted model, not a curated record. Gene Ontology annotation, biological process: deadenylation-dependent decapping of nuclear-transcribed mRNA. Gene Ontology annotation, molecular function: RNA 7-methylguanosine cap binding; hydrolase activity. Gene Ontology annotation, cellular component: nucleus; P-body. NCBI's taxonomy places the organism in Eukaryota, Fungi, Ascomycota, Sordariomycetes, Hypocreales, Hypocreaceae. The transcript has 3 exons. Bases 1 to 987 code for a protein of 328 amino acids.